Messenger RNA from Prinia subflava (tawny-flanked prinia), 4757 nucleotides. It is a transcript of the gene QKI, whose product is annotated as QKI, KH domain containing RNA binding. Gene Ontology annotation, molecular function: mRNA binding. The record is from RefSeq and is a predicted model, not a curated record. Lineage: Eukaryota; Metazoa; Chordata; Aves; Passeriformes; Cisticolidae. The transcript is spliced from 8 exons. The coding region runs from base 580 to 1602 and encodes 340 amino acids. Gene Ontology annotation, biological process: regulation of mRNA splicing, via spliceosome. Gene Ontology annotation, cellular component: nucleus.
GGCGGCAACAACAGCAGCAGCGGCGGCAACAGCGGGGAGACACCGGCGGCGGCUCCUCGGAAGCGGCAGCCGCGCCAGCAGCGCCCGCCCGCCCCGCGCGUCCCCUCCGUCCCUCCCCCGCCGCGGAGACAGGGGGCAGCGCCGAGAGGAGAACCGGGCUCAGCGUGUGUGUGCGCGGGAGGAGGAGGAGGAGGAGGAGGGGGGACACACCGAGGACUGCGCCGGCCGAGGGCGCACGGAGCAGGGAAGCGGCGGCGGCACCGAGAGGCGGCGGCGGGUCCUUGUGCCCAGAGAGGAGGGCGCAGCCCGCACGGGGGUUUCUACCGAGUUUCCUCUUUUUUUUUCUUUUUUUUUUUUUUUUUUUUUUUCGGUCCCUGGGACUCAGCGGCGGGUCUGCGUUUGUCUCCGGAUUUGAAUCCUCCUCCUUCUCCUCCUUCCUCGGGGAAGCUCCCCUCCCCGCCCCCUCCCCUCCCCCACCGCCUCCCUGCCCGCCCGGAUCCAGCCGGGCGCCCCGUGCCGCGGUCGCGUUGCUCGGCAGAGCUGCUGCGGGCGCUCGCCGUCUCUGCGCGGGCUUGGAAUAUGGUUGGGGAAAUGGAAACCAAGGAGAAGCCGAAGCCGAGCCCCGAUUACCUGAUGCAGCUGAUGAACGACAAGAAGCUGAUGAGCAGCCUCCCCAACUUCUGCGGGAUCUUCAACCACCUCGAGAGGCUGCUGGACGAAGAAAUUAGCAGAGUACGGAAAGACAUGUAUAACGACACAUUAAAUGGUAGUACGGAGAAGAGAAGUGCAGAAUUACCAGAUGCUGUGGGACCUAUUGUACAGUUACAAGAGAAACUAUAUGUGCCUGUAAAAGAAUAUCCAGAUUUUAACUUUGUUGGAAGAAUCCUUGGGCCCAGAGGACUAACAGCUAAACAGCUUGAGGCAGAAACAGGAUGCAAGAUUAUGGUCCGAGGGAAGGGCUCAAUGAGGGACAAAAAGAAGGAAGAACAGAAUCGAGGCAAGCCCAACUGGGAGCACCUGAAUGAAGAUUUACAUGUACUUAUCACUGUGGAGGAUGCUCAAAACAGAGCAGAAAUAAAGCUGAAGAGGGCUGUUGAAGAAGUAAAAAAGUUACUGAUACCUGCAGCAGAAGGAGAAGACAGCCUUAAAAAGAUGCAGCUGAUGGAGCUUGCAAUUCUGAAUGGCACCUACAGAGAUGCCAACAUCAAAUCACCAGCCCUUGCCUUUUCUCUUGCAGCAACAGCCCAGGCUCCAAGGAUUAUCACUGGGCCUGCGCCUGUUCUCCCUCCAGCUGCCCUGCGUACUCCUACGCCAGCUGGCCCUACCAUAAUGCCUUUGAUCAGACAAAUACAGACCGCUGUCAUGCCAAACGGAACUCCCCAUCCCACCGCUGCAAUAGUUCCGCCCGGGCCCGAGGCCGGAUUGAUCUACACGCCCUACGAGUACCCCUACACGCUGGCACCAGCUACGUCAAUCCUUGAGUACCCUAUCGAACCUAGUGGUGUAUUAGGUGCGGUGGCUACUAAAGUUCGAAGGCACGAUAUGCGUGUCCAUCCUUACCAAAGGAUUGUGACCGCAGACCGAGCCGCCACCGGCAACUAACCUAUGACCUUCUGACCUCUGAACUCUUCACCCAAUGAUGACCUGACCAUGCCUGCCUGCUGAUCAGUUAACUGGUAAACGCCUUUGCUUGCCUGUCUUCAGUGCAGCGAGCUGGGGCACUUGUCCGUUCGUCUUACCAUCUAACAAAACAGACAAAGAAAUUGUUGUCCUCCAACUCCGCUUUCUGUUGUUCUCCUGUUUGGGUGAAAGUGGUUCUAGAACCUGCACUGAAUAGUAGUAAAGCAAUAAGGUCCAACUCAUCCCUCCGCACUGAUCAUCCUCUAGUGUCCCGCCCCAAGCGAACGGUAAGGAGGCCUCGCACGAGAUGGAGACAGAUGUCCCUUAACUACCCGAUGACAGAGGCAGUUACUGUGAGAGACUUCUAGGAAUAUUUUUCUUCUCAGAAAAAAAAAAAAAAAAAGAAAAAGAAAAAAAAAAGUCAAAGCUCUCUCUGAAUGUACUGUGUGAUGAUGCAUCAUGCAUGAACCUUUGGUCAGGGAUGUCAUUGGGGAAGGGAUUCCAAAAAGUAUUCAAAAUUUGAUAUGCUGUUUAGUCACUACCAGUGCCCUCAAAGGGCAGAUGUUGCAGCCUUUUUUCUAUUGCCUGCCAAAUUGGACGUUUUAAAGGAAAGUGUGCCAUGAAAUGCAGAUUACGAUGACUUUUCAGAACUACAUUAAUGCAAAGAACAAAACAGCAACACUAUUAAAGUGAAAUCCAAGUUUAAAUUGUUUUAACCAUACUUUAAUCUCCUUGGAAGAUUACAUGAGAACAAGGUACAUGCAUUAUGUGUCACAUUACUGGGCAAACUGUUCAAAUAUUUUUUUUAAACCUCCCUGUAUAGAAAAAAAAUUUCAUUAAGGAUGUAAAAGCCAUGCUUGCCUAUUUGCUGUAUACAUGUAAUGAAAUUGUAGAUAAAGUGUAGUGCAUUGAAACAAAAUGAACAAAAAAGUAGAUACUUUUACUAUACAAGGGUGCUGGUGCAGAAAAAAAAAUAUAUUUUUGGAAAUGUAGCAUUUUAUACUUUCAAGUGUUAUAAAAAAAGAAAAAAAGAACAAAGAAACCCUUUAUUUCAUUAAAUGAUUUUUUCUGGUGGUUGUCAAGAAACAAAAGACCAAAAGAGCCUUUUAGUCUUUCUUUUUUAUUUUUUAAGUAUUGGAAUAAGUCUAAAGAAAAGGAAGUGCCUUAUUUUCUUCAUGGUCAUUUAGUCAAAUGUCUUGUAUAAUCAGCUUCUCCCUCAGACAAGUUACUGCAUGCCACUCAGUCGCCCAGUAUGUGAAAGAAGCUGUGAGGGAAGACAAAUGAUGAGUUGACCAUAUUAAUUACCUGAUUUUUGCCAUACUAGUGUGAUGUGAUUUUGCCAAAAUCUCAUUAAGCGAAGUAUUUGCUAAGUUUUCAUCAAACCAGCCCAUUAUUAUUUCAACCACUCUACUUUUUAAAUCGUCGCAAAUGCCGUACUUGUGCAACGUAAACCAAAGGGUUCUGUGAUACAGACUGUCUCAUGCUAAAGGAGAUUAUUCGCUGACAAUUGUUUGUAGAGCUGGAAGUUACGUCCUUUUUUUUCAGGGAUGGAGAGGAGUUUUCUUGAUUUUGGUUGGAAUAAAUACUACAUCAGCUGUAGUAGGCUUUGGCAUCACCCAGAAAAUGGAUGUUCUGCAGAUAAUGAAACUGAAAGUGCUUAGCGAGUUUUCAGUCAGUGACUGAGCACAUCCCCAGUUCCCACCAACAGCUCCUGCAGUGGCAAACAGCAGGGAAGUAAGUUACUUUUCAGCUCGUCUGUGACUAUUGUUAGAUCUGGCCCAUUGGCUUUUCCUCAAGAGAUAAGCAGGAGAAGGACUUCAGCCAUUUGAAGUCCAGCUAUACCUUGUUUUUAACCCUCAUUUCCACAUGAGGUUCGAAUAGCUGGUCAAUUGCAAGAGCUGAAGCUGUUGAACGCACAGUAUUUAAUUCUGAAAACAUUAAGUAUUACUUUGUGGGGCUCAGUACUAAACUUGGCAAAUAUCAGGUGAUAAUUUUAUUCCCCUCUUGUCAACUUAUUCUCCUCCUGCAAAUCUUCACAGCUUCCAAAUGAAAGGUCAAAAGUAAGCUAAGAGGGCUUACAUUUUUAAGCACCUGCAUGGUGACCUCAUCUAACAUCUUGUCUCACCUGGAAAUAAUUAUCAGUUAAUUUACUAUGCAAUAGACAUUCAUCCUUUCGUAUUCAGCUAGAUUUUUGUUUAUUGUGCCACCGGCUUUGUCUUCCUGUUACACAUACAGUUGUGUUGAUUUUAUUUACAGUAUAUGCUGUGCCAUUUUGAUUUUAUUCUGGUUGGUUGGUUGAAUAAACUUGCGACACUCGAACAUUUGAAGAGAGAUUUGCUAAAACAAUACCAGUAUUUGAUCCAGUUUCAUCUCAACUAUGAUAAAACCUGGACAUUUUAGACAUUUAUCAAAGGUCUUUUACUGGGGGGGAGGGGAAGUGUAUGGAAUAGAUGUGUGACAUGUGAAAGUAAUGUUUGCUCUGAACAAACUUCUGAAAACUUAGUUGACAAAAUUUUUGGAUCAACUUAAAAAAAAAAGCAUGACUUUUGAAAUCUCUGAAUGCCUUGGUUCUCAGUAUUAUCAUUCUUUAAUGACUUUUUCUUUAUUAAAAUAAGUAGUUUUAAGACUUCUUUCUGACAGUAUUAUGUAAUUUUUUUUAGAGUGGGUAGAUGGGAGUGUCGCUUGUAUGUAACCGUACAGAUGACAUGUAUUUGUCUAUUCUUUAUUAUCUUAGUAGUUUCAUGCUAUGUAUGUACCAUAACCAACCUAUUGCCUAUGAGAAACAUGUAAGAUAAUGUAUUUACAGCCAUUGUUACAAGUUUAUAAUGUAUUUUUCUAUCUUGUUUUAUAUGUAUGUUAUAUAACAUUCAAAAGAAUUUUUUUCCUGAUUGAGAAAAAAGGAUACAAAAUGCAAAACCCACAAUUUUGAUAACUGAAAAAUUGCCAAUUGUUUUGCAGUACUUUAUUAUAUUGGGAGUGUUGUCUUUCUUGGGCUUUUAGUUAGCUACUGGAUGAAUACAUUAGACAUAUUUGGGUUUUAGUUGGGUUUUUACAUAGCUUGCAUUUUAAUUCUUUGGUUCUUUGCUGUUUCUAUUAACCCAUAGCAUUAUUUUAAUAAAUGUUAUAAUACCAACCUA